Molecule: messenger RNA, 912 nt
Organism: Penicillium samsonianum
Lineage: Eukaryota; Fungi; Ascomycota; Eurotiomycetes; Eurotiales; Aspergillaceae
Exons: 2
Coding region: 1-912 (303 amino acids)
Source: RefSeq, a predicted model, not a curated record
AUGAGCGACGAAACUGUUAUCCUCACUACCCACCGAGCUCUGGCUCUUCCAGAAAUCGUGGGUGGAAUCCUCCUUUGGAUUUACAAGGACCCUACAAUAAUCCGGUACCGCACACGUUGGUUACUGAAUUACACCUUGGUAAAUAAGACGUGGUACCAUGAAACGAUGCGUAUUCUGUGGAGCGACGUGGAAGCAGAUGGGAAACCCCUCGACGAGGUCAUGAUCAAAAUCUCCCCCGACCGCCGCCAGAUGUAUGCCAACCUUGUGAAGACUGCAACUGUGGAAACCUACAGCCAGAAGACUGAGCCAGUGGUACAGCCAGUUCUGGAAAAUGUGGUCUUCCCGCAGUUACACACUUUGCGCCUUGUUCUGGUCUUUCACAACAUGGACACCGAGGAGUGUAUCCGCACCCCAAAUUUGAACAUGCCAAAUAUCCAGACCCUUCAUGUCGACGGUUCGAUUGGGCCCACUUAUCUACACCCUGGCCAAUGGGACUAUCUCACUGAUCGGAUUACGAAGCUCUUUCCGAGGUUGUUGAAUGUUCGAAUUGAGAUACCAGCUAUCCUUUAUAUUGCGGGGUUUGAGACUCUAUCUGAGAACCUGCCAAAUUUGGAAUCUAUCGAGUUUGAGGAAAUCUUGUUCCUGUCGGAUGUGGAAGAUAGUCUGGAAGAUACAUAUAGUGAGGCUUUGGAGAACGAUAAUUUGGAGGACGAGAAUACGAAAGAUGGAGAUACGGACGACGGGGAUACGGACGACGGGGAUACGGACGACGAGGAUACGGACGACGGGGAUACGGACGACGAGGAUACGGACGACGGGGAUACGGACGACGAGGAUACAAGUAGCGAGUAUGAAUACAGCGAGAAUGCGGAUGAGGAGCUGGUGCAGCUUCUCACCUCUACGUUCACUUGA